Molecule: messenger RNA, 413 nt
Organism: Rhizopus microsporus ATCC 52813
Lineage: Eukaryota; Fungi; Mucoromycota; Mucoromycetes; Mucorales; Rhizopodaceae
Product: TFIID-18kDa-domain-containing protein
Exons: 3
Coding region: 54-413 (119 amino acids)
Biological process (GO): transcription by RNA polymerase II; RNA polymerase II preinitiation complex assembly
Cellular component (GO): transcription factor TFIID complex
Molecular function (GO): protein heterodimerization activity
Source: RefSeq, a predicted model, not a curated record
AAUAGAUUUUUAACAACCGCUUUUACCCACUACUUGUUUCAAUUAAAGAAAAAAUGAGUGAACAGCGAGAAACAGGUUAUGGACCAGGUAGAAGAAAAGCUGUUCGUAAAGGAAUGUUUUCAAAAGAUUUAAAACUACUAAUGUAUGGCUUUGGUGAUGUUGCUAAUCCUGCAUCAGAUUCCAUAGCUGUGAUGGAUGAUUUAGUAAUUGAUUAUAUUUCAGAAAUGUGUCAAAAAGCAGCUGAAGUAGCAGAUAACAGAGGCAAAGUUAAAGUGGAAGACUUUAAAUUCGUUUUACGUAAAGAUGCAAAGAAAUUAGCGCGUGUGGAAGAACUGUUGUACAUGAGUGAAGAUAUCCGUCGAGCUAAACAACUGUUUGAUGAAAAGGAAAUGGAUCCAGCUGAUGAAGUGUAA